AUGAAAUACUUAACUUUAGCUAUCAUCUCUUUAAUUGCUAUAAGCUUUGUUAAUGCUGACACUGUAGCAAAUUGCACUACUAAAGUUGGAUAAUUUCCUGAUUGUGUAAAUGCUCCAAAUACCACAACAUGUUCACUUGAUACAUAAAAGUAUACUUUGUGUAUUAAAAAUUCAUGUGACUCUAAUGGUUCUACAUCAACUCUUGCAAGCUGUAUAACCACUUGUGGAUAAAACCUUUCUGAUGCAACUGUUUUAGCCUAUAUUAAGAAUGCAGCCGCUUGUCUCAAUAGCUCUAUCUUAGCACUUUCUUUAACUAUUUUAUCUAUUUUUGCUUUAAUUUUCUGA
Molecule: messenger RNA, 345 nt
Organism: Tetrahymena thermophila SB210
Lineage: Eukaryota; Ciliophora; Oligohymenophorea; Hymenostomatida; Tetrahymenidae
Product: transmembrane protein, putative
Exons: 1
Source: RefSeq, a predicted model, not a curated record